Molecule: messenger RNA, 806 nt
Organism: Scaptodrosophila lebanonensis
Lineage: Eukaryota; Metazoa; Arthropoda; Insecta; Diptera; Drosophilidae
Gene: NC2beta
Product: protein Dr1
Exons: 1
Coding region: 27-626 (199 amino acids)
Biological process (GO): chromatin remodeling; positive regulation of transcription by RNA polymerase II; RNA polymerase II preinitiation complex assembly
Cellular component (GO): negative cofactor 2 complex
Molecular function (GO): general transcription initiation factor activity; protein heterodimerization activity; core promoter sequence-specific DNA binding
Source: RefSeq, a predicted model, not a curated record
UUACGUUUUAGAAAUCACACACAAGCAUGGCCAAUCCCCAAGACGAGCUGUGCCCGCCACCCAGCGCCGAGGAUGAUGAGUUGACACUGCCCCGUGCCAGCAUGAAUAAAAUAAUUAAAGAGCUCGUGCCAACAGUGCGUGUGGCCAACGAAAGUCGCGAGCUUAUCCUGAACUGCUGCACAGAAUUCAUACACCUGAUCAGCUCCGAGGCCAAUGAUGUUUGUAACCAGCGUAACAAGAAGACCAUUAAUGCAGAGCACGUACUGGAAGCAUUAGAACGCCUAGGAUUUCGCGACUACAAACAGGAGGCAGAAACUGUCCUGCAUGAUUGCAAAGAGGUGGCGGCAAAACGGCGUCGUCAGAGCACACGUCUGGAAAAUCUUGGAAUACCCGAGGAGGAGUUGCUACGACAACAGCAAGAACUGUUUGACAAGGCGCGUGAGGAACAGGCACGCGAUGAGCAACAGCAAUGGAUGAGCAUGCAGGCGACAGCGGUGCAACAGAGCACCGCGAUAAUGCAAAGACAACAUACCGCAGACGGUAAUGGAGGAGGAGGUGGCAUCGGUAUUCCCGGCGUUGGCAAGCCCAGUGAGGAUGAUGAUGACGACGACGAAGACGAUUACUAAUAGAAUAAUAUUAGAAACUAACUUUAAUUGCUACUGGACUAAAAUCCAAGCAAAUAUAAACUAUGUACAUACAUAUAUACCAGCUAGAAUUGGAAUUUGUCAAGUAUAUAAAAAUAAGAAUCGGCCAUAAAUGAAUUGGUCUGUGUGCCCGAUAAAUAAAUAUUUUAUUGGACACACCAA